This is a messenger RNA of Urocitellus parryii (Arctic ground squirrel), 2626 nucleotides long. Lineage: Eukaryota; Metazoa; Chordata; Mammalia; Rodentia; Sciuridae. The record is from RefSeq and is a predicted model, not a curated record.
AAUUCAUUUUUAGUCCUUUAACAAUCCAUAGUGAUAUUCUCCUAAAGAGGGUGCACUUUCAAUAUGACGGCUGUCAAUGUUGCCCUGAUUCGUGAUACCAAGUGGCUGACUUUAGAAGUCUGCAGAGAAUUUCAGAGAGGAACUUGCUCUCGACCUGAUGCAGAUUGCAAGUUUGCCCAUCCACCAAGAGUUUGCCAUGUGGAAAAUGGUCGUGUGGUAGCCUGUUUUGAUUCUCUAAAGGGUCGGUGUACUCGCGAGAAUUGCAAGUACCUUCACCCUCCUCCACACUUAAAAACGCAGCUGGAGAUUAAUGGACGUAACAAUCUGAUUCAACAGAAGACUGCAGCAGCCAUGUUCGCCCAGCAGAUGCAGCUUAUGCUCCAAAAUGCUCAGAUGUCAUCACUUGCUUCUUUUCCUGUGAAUCCGUCCCUUGCGGCUAAUCCUGCCAUGGCUUUCAAUCCUUAUGUACCUCAUCCUGGGAUGGGCCUAGUUCCUGCAGAACUUUUACCAAAUACGCCUGUUCUGAUUUCUGGGAAUCCACCUCUCGCGUUGCCAGGAGUUGCUGGUCCAAAACUGAUGCGUUCAGAUAAACUGGAGGUUUGCCGUGAAUUUCAGCGUGGAAAUUGUACCCGGGGGGAGAACGAUUGCCGCUAUGCUCACCCUACAGAUGUUUCCAUGAUUGAAGUGAGCGAUAAUACUGUGACAAUCUGCAUGGAUUACAUCAAAGGUCGAUGCUCCCGGGAGAAAUGCAAGUACUUUCAUCCUCCCGCACACUUGCAAGCCAAACUCAAGGCAGCUCAUCACCAGAUGAACCACUCGGCUGCCACGGCGAUGGCCCUGCAGCCUGGUGCACUUCAACUGAUACCAAAGAGAACGGCCAUUGAAAAGCCCAACGGUGCCACCCCGGUCUUUAAUCCAAAUGUUUUCCACUGCCAACAGACUCUGGCUAACAUGCAGCUCCCACAGCCGGCAUUUAUCCCAACAGGGCCAAUACUGUGCAUGGCACCCGCUUCAAGUUUUGUGCCCAUGAUGCACGGUGCUACACCUACCGGUGUGUCUGCCUCAACAACACCUGCAACCAGCGUUCCCUACGCUGCAACAACUACAGGCAAUCAGUCGAAAUUCUGAACAGCAGAGUCACAGAGUACCGGAAUCUCUCCAUGAGAACCUCCAUAUGGCCUUUCUAUAUGUAUUCUCAAAUGUCCUCUUCUACCAACACAACAAUAAGCAUGGUGCAGUCAAUAUAUUAAGCAGAGAGAAUGUACCAGCCAACAAAUUUGAAUAAAAAAUGAAGCAUUAAAAAUCAGCGAAGAUGGUAAAACAAGACCCAUAUAGAAAGCUAAUAACUACUACCCAUCUUGUUUGAAUUAUCAGGUAGAAUAUUGACCAUAAAAUUUGUGAUUUUCCAAUAACCAGUAUGCUAAAUUAAUUUCCACACUGUACUGUUGGCUUACUCUACAUUCUUGGUGGAUAAACUAUCUGUUUUUGAAGUGUUACCUUACUAUUGUGUUUACAGGAUAGUCUAUUGGGUUGAUUUAGAAUGUAACAAAUAUGUCCAGUACCAUCUUCCCCAUCGUUGUGUUGUACUGGUUUGGGUUGCAUUUAGUCUUACAUACUAUAGUGUUUUGCUGUAUAUGUGUGGUGUUUGGUAAAAAUUAAAAUGUUACUAGUGGGGAACAGAAGUAUAUGUGCUUGAAAACAUGACAGGAUUAUGUUAAUAUGCUCUCUUUAGAAUCUUUCUGUAGGUUUCUAGAGGCAGAUAUGUAAAAGGCCUCACUUUUGAGUGUGCACAAAACCUGGUCAUAAACAUGCAUGUAUAUAAUUUGUACCUGUAGAUCUGACCCUGCAUAAUUCAGUAAGCUUACUAGAUUUUUUUGUGAGAGAGAAAUAAUUACCACCCAAAGUAAGGAACUUCUUCAAACAUGAACUCCUAAUACACUCCUUUUAAAUGGCCUAAAAAUGGAGAAUUUUUCCUUUUAAUGAAGUUCUCAGCAUUUAUACUAAAAAUGAUAUAAAGUACCCAUUACAUUUUUUUUUGUAUCUCAAGAAAUCCUGUCUCCUAGGUUGAGUGUCUAAAAUUGAGCCAUUUGUCAUCUUCAGCUGAGAAACUGGUACUUGGGAGCUUAAAGGUAUGCUAAUUGCAGGUUAUAAAUCAAACAGAAAGAUGGGGGCAUGGAGAUAGUUUUUACAUACUGGCAGAAAGUGUGUAAAACCAUUGCAAUGUAACCUUUUACACAAGUGCCAUUUCCAAAUGCAAAUGGCUCAUGCUCUUUAGACUACUCUUUGAAUAAUAAGUAAGAUGCAAUCUAGCAAAAGUCAGUCAGGGUGAAAGAGAAUUGGUUCCAAAUGAGGCCUUUCCUCCCCAAAUGGACAAUCUUCUCUAUUGAUCACAGAGGGAGCCUGAGUACAGGUUCAGAGAAAUUGUAGGUUUGGGGGCAGGGAGACAUUUAAAAUUACUCUUUGGUUUAUGCAAAAGAACUUGAAAAGGUGUCCACAAUUGUCUUUAGCUUAAGUUUAACUGAAUUUCCAAUGCUGUUUAACAUUUUAGUGAAGGAGCCAGCACCCAUGACACGUGACAAGUGUUUCCCUGGCCAGAUUUUAACAUCAGAAUCCUUUGCAUCAUAAA